Molecule: messenger RNA, 1709 nt
Organism: Paramecium sonneborni
Lineage: Eukaryota; Ciliophora; Oligohymenophorea; Peniculida; Parameciidae
Source: the annotation of a GenBank genome assembly
GUGAGAAGAUAUAUCAGAAUCAAUUAAAUAAAUAUUCGAUAUUAUUGAAUAGGAAAAUUAAACAUACAUUGAUCUCAUAAAAAAAAAUGAAAAUCUUGCAUAAUCUAGCUAUCAGGAUUUGGAAAUGUUAGUUAAUAUUUUGGUGGGCAAAACUUUAGAUGACUGGAAUUCUUAAAAGAAUACUAAUUUGCAGAAAUUAUAAUAAGUUCAGACAUGGUUAGAAAGUGAAGUGAAAAAUUUUAGUACAAAACUUACAGCACAAAUAACUUAAAUCAAUUCAAUAAUUAAGUAAUUCUAUUAAUUAUAAAUUUUCGAAUAGAAAUUAAAAUUAAGAAUAAUAUGUAUGGAAAGAAGGUACUUAAGAACAUAUUGGUAUUAUUUGGGACUAUGAAUACGAUCCGCCACGGUCAAAAAAAACGAAAUUUCAAAUAACCUUUACUAAAAACAAAUAAAUAUUAUAUAUGAGAGAUGGGUAAAUAUUGAGAACGUAUUUGUUUUAUUCAUAUAUAAAAUUUUUAUAGAGAGUAAUUUAAAGAUAUUUCAAAGAAACCAGAAGUAUUGACUAAUCUAGAAUAAAUAUAAAAUCUAUAAUGGGUUGGUGAAUAUGGAAAGAAUAAAUUCAAGGUAGGAAAUUGGAAAGCAAUUUGGAUUGAAUAGACUCUAAAGGAUGUUGCCGGAUUGUACUCGAUUGAGGGAAAGAAAUAAGGUUUAUGGAAGGAUAUAAUUAAAAAUUUUUGGAGUUAAGGUAAAAUUUACAAUCAAUUUCAAAGCUUAAGCAUUUGAGAUUGGAGAAUAUACAAAUGAUCAAAGAAAAGGGAUUUGGAAAUAAAUCUACAUGGAUAAAGAAUUGUAUUUAUAAUAAAUAUUUCAAAAAGAGGUAGUGGAGAAUAUAAUAAUUAAGGAGAAAAAUAUGGAAAAUGGAUAGAAUUAAGUGAAGGAUUUAAUUAACAUUCAUAAGUUCUUUAUAAUGGUGAGUAUAAAAAUGGUAAGAAAGUUGGUAGAUGGGAGAUUUUCUACAAGGGAAAAUAUGAAAAGAAAUUUACAAAAAUGUAAAUCAUACAUAGCUAAUAAUUUAGCGGAGGUGGAUCAUAUGAUGAAGGAGGCUCGAAUAAGAUUGGAUUUUGGAUGAAAAAAUUAUUUAUUGGUGGUGGAUCUUAAGAUGAAGGAUCAAUUAAGAUUGGAAGAUGGGUUGAAUUGAGUGAAGAGUUUUAUGAUGAUUCAUAAGUCACAAAUAAUGGUGAGUAUAAAAAUGGUAAGAAAGUUGGUAUGUGGGACAUUGUAGCUUGGGGAAGAAAGAUGUAAACAUUUUUAAAUUUAAUUUUUAGUGGUGGAGGUUCUUAUACUGAAGGAGAUUCAACUAAGAUUGGAAGUUGGAUUGAACUGAGUGAAGGAUUCAAAUAUAAUUCUUAAGUCACUUAUAAAGGAGAAUAUAAAUGUGGUAGAAAGACUGGUAGAUGGGAUUUAAUAUUUAAUGGAAAAUUGAUGUAAAAUUAAUUUAAUAAAAUUCUAGAGGUGGUGGAUUAUAUAAAGAAGUGGAAGGAGAUUCAAUUAAAGUAGGAAAUUGGAUUGAGAUGAACGAUUAGUUUUGGGAGAAUUUUUAAGUUAUUUACACAGGUGAAUAUAAUAAAAUAGGUCAAAAAGUAGGAAAAUGGGUAGAAAUAGAUUUGGAGAUAAAUAAACAAUUAAAAGAAAUCAAAUAUGAUAAUUGA